Messenger RNA from Triticum aestivum (bread wheat), 501 nucleotides. RefSeq lists its product as uncharacterized. NCBI's taxonomy places the organism in Eukaryota, Viridiplantae, Streptophyta, Magnoliopsida, Poales, Poaceae. The record is from RefSeq and is a predicted model, not a curated record.
CAUGCUAACCUAGAGGCAAUGGAUGAAUCCGCUGAAUGGAGAAUGAAAUACGACACGGAAUUGGCGAAAACCAGGGACCUGCAAGAUGAACUUUUAAAGGUCAAGACCUCACUGUCUGAUUCAACCAAGAGAUUUGAAGAGUUACAAAAGGAUAAUGAGAUGUUGAAGAGGCAGACUGAAUCCAUGAAACUGGAGUGCAAUUGCACCAUUCCAUUGAAUAUUACUCAGGAAUAAGUACAUUUCACUGGCAGAUUAGCACUAGUUUUCCUUCUCAUUUUUCAUAUUAUUGGUGUGAGGACAGAUAGAAUGAGCAGCUUUGUAAUAGUAGAUAUGGCGACUGCAGCAAAGAUACUUGUGUUUGCAAUUUUUAAUGACCUAUACACCCGGGCACAAUUUUUGAAGUAAUCACUUGUGAGUAGCAAUGCAUAAGUGUGUUUUCAGUGUACAUUUUUGAAGAGAAGUUUUGUGCUGGAUUUGAGAAAAUUGCUUGUCAGCUGUACA